Molecule: messenger RNA, 2592 nt
Organism: Cucumis sativus (cucumber)
Lineage: Eukaryota; Viridiplantae; Streptophyta; Magnoliopsida; Cucurbitales; Cucurbitaceae
Product: probable inactive receptor kinase At4g23740
Exons: 4
Coding region: 387-2336 (649 amino acids)
Biological process (GO): protein phosphorylation
Molecular function (GO): protein kinase activity; ATP binding; protein binding
Source: RefSeq, a predicted model, not a curated record
UCUUUUUGUCAAUAUGUUUCCACAAUGCCACAAAAAAUGGGCCUCAAAGAAACAGCAUCAGCCAUCAAUGGCGGCAAUUCCACCAUUAAAAUAGUAAUUGAAGAAACCCCAUUCAUAUCACAUGGACCCUCCUCCUGUUCCUCUGGCGUUUUUGACCAUUUUCUGAUUUUCAUCAAUCAAUGCAAUGCAAUCGACUGGGAAUGCAAAAAAAAUUUCUUUGUUUCGAGUUGUGUUGAUGGAGAUUGUUAUUUUUGGAUCUUGAGAAAGCUUCUGGGAAGUUUGAAAUGCAACUAGCAAUUGGUAGCAAUUGAAGCAAAGAGAACUGUUAAAUCAUCCUCUUGGUGCUCACUCAUUCUUGCUUAAAAAGCCUCGAGUCUUGGUUGAAAAUGAGCUUCAAAAGGGAUCUGGAGCUUGUCGUCUUCGUUUUCUGUGCAGUUUUCUGGUAUGCAGCGACUUUUUCUCCGGUCAUGUCAGAGCCGAUCAAAGACAAGGAAGCUUUGCUUAAUUUUAUUAGUAAGAUGGAUCACUCACACGCGAUCAAUUGGAAAAAGAGCACUUCUUUGUGCAAAGAGUGGAUUGGAGUUCAAUGCAACAAUGAUGAAUCUCAAGUUGUAGGUUUGCGAUUGGCUGAAAUUGGCUUACAUGGUUCGAUCCCAGUGAACACUCUUGGCCGACUAUCGGGACUUGAAACUCUAAGCCUAGGAUCAAACUACAUAUCAGGGUCUUUCCCUUCUGACUUCCAAGAACUGAGAAAUCUCAACUCACUCUACUUGGAAAACAACGGGUUUUCUGGUCCAUUGCCGUUGGAUUUCUCAGUAUGGAAGAAUCUCAGCAUCAUUGAUUUGUCCAACAAUGCCUUCAAUGGGAGCAUCCCUCGCUCGAUAUCAAACAUGACACAUCUAACAACAUUAAACCUCGCCAAUAACUCACUCUCCGGUGAGAUUCCAGACCUCCACCUACCUAGUUUGCAGGACUUGGAUCUUUCGAACAACUUCCUCACAGGAAAUGUCCCUCAGUCCCUUCAAAGAUUUCCAAGUCGGGCAUUCUCCGGUAACAACCUUGUCCCCAAGAUUAAGAAUGCUGUUCCUCCAAUUCGUCCUGGACAGUCGCCCAAUGCAAAGCCAUCAAAGAAAGGUACAACAACAAUUGGUGAAGCAGCAAUUUUAGGCAUUAUAAUUGGAGGUUCUGCAAUGGGGUUAGUUAUAGCAGUCACUUUGAUGGUUAUGUGCUGCUCAAACAGAAGAGUGAAAAACAAUGCCUCAUCAAAGCUGGACAAACAAGAUUUGUUUGUAAAGAAAAAGGGAUCUGAGACACAAAGCAACAGCCUCAAGUUUUUUCGGAGUCAGAGCCUUGAGUUUGACUUGGAGGACUUGUUGAGGGCGUCUUCUGAGGUGCUCGGGAAGGGGACGUCUGGGACGACGUAUAAGGCAACAUUAGAAGACGGAAAUGCUGUGGCAGUGAAGAGGUUGAAGGAAGUGAGUGUUUCAAAGAAAGAAUUUGAGCAGCAGAUGGAAGUGGUAGGAAGCAUUGAACAUGAAAAUGUGUGUGGUUUAAGGGCAUAUUACUAUUCAAAGGAUGAGAAACUCAUGGUCUUCGACUUUUACCAACGUGGAAGUGUCUCCGCAAUGUUGCAUGUUGCAAGAGAGAAAGGGCAGUCUCCACUUGACUGGGAAACUCGACUCCGAAUCGCCAUUGGUGCCGCCAGAGGAAUCGCUCGCAUCCAUUCACAAAACUGCGGCAAACUUCUUGUCCAUGGAAACAUCAAGGCAUCAAACGUAUUCCUUAACUCCCACGGCUACGGUUGCGUCACCGACGCCGGUGUCGCUGCUCUCAUGAACCUCAUGGCCCCACCAGCCACCAGAUCAGCCGGAUACCGUGCUCCCGAACUCAAGGACUCCCGCAAAGCAUCUCAAGCCUCUGAUACUUACAGCUUCGGCGUCGUGCUUCUCGAGCUCCUCACCGGAAAAUUUCCACUGCAUACAAAGGGAGGUAACGGUGGAGAUCAGAUAAUCCACCUGGUGCGGUGGGUGAACGCGGUGGUCCGAGAGGAGUGGACGGCGGAGGUGUUCGACGUGGAGCUUUUGAGGUAUCCGAACAUAGAGGAGGAGAUGUUAGAGACGUUGCAAAUUGCGUUAUCUUGUGUAGGAAGAGUUCCGGAUGAUCGGCCGGCAAUGGCGGAUGUUGCGGCUCGUUUGGAGGGAGUUCGCCGGGUGAGCGGCGUAGGAAGCUUACCACCGGUGCUGCCGCCGGCGUUGGAACGCGGAGCGGAGGAGUUGAUCCAGAUUCAAGUGAACGUUGGUGAGGGUGACGGUGGAGCUCCGUCGAGAUCGAAUUGAGGAAUCCGAUUUUGUCAUUUGAUUUGAUUGGUUCCUUCGGGUUUUGGUUUUGUUCUUGCUUCAUCUUUUUGUUUAUAAUAAUAAUAAAAAAUUCAGUAGUACCUUUAAUUCAAAUUUUCACUAUUAAAGAUGGGAUAAAAUUUUGUUUUCAUGUUAUUUGAAUUUUAUCUUUUUUUCACUUGUUUGAAUUAAUGUUUAAAAAGCCUUUGAACUCUAAAGAGCAUUUAAUCGGAUUUCUAAGAAUGUUGAGAAGUUA